AUGACCACCACCCGUAGCCAUCCUCCAACCCCUCAACCCCAAACGAACCCAGAACCCCAGCCCGCAACCACUCAGAUUCCCUCCCCUUCCCCCUCUGCCCCGACCCCGAACUCCGGUCCCCACCUACCAACCAUAGCUUGCCGACCACUCUCUCUCCAUCUAAGAAGCACGGACACGGAUACGGAUACGUCUGACAUCUUCUUCUUCUCUCUCCCUCCCUCUCUACCUCCCUCCAGUCUGACAUCUUCUUCUUCUUCUUCCCCCUCCCUCCCUCUUCACACGCAGCACCCAGGGGCUCCUCAACGGCAAACUUCGCCCGGAGGUUCGUAUCCGAAAAGUCAGAUACUCGUGUCUGGAAUGUCGGAUACUCGUAUCCGGGCUCCAGAGCUCGUUCCCGCCCUCGCCCGACGCUUUCCGGCGAGAUCUGACGGUGGGUAUAGAGCUACUAAGAGCAAUGGCGCCACCCAAGAGACCGCUUGCCAAUGCCCAAGUGAACUUUCUAGGCGUGCAGAAGGUUUUAUAAGUUUAAAGGCAGUGGAAGGUGUGACGACCACAGCUCUGCUCCUCCAUGUGCAGGUCAUGGCUUUGCCUCUGAUUAGGUUGCUUCCACACCGGUUCAACACCAUCAGGGCCUUUGUAAACGCCAAGGUAAAAUGGGUCAGAGAUCCAUACUUGGACUACGCAGUUGAAAGAGAGAAAGACCUUAAACAAGUCAUUUCCUUCAAGAACCAAAUCAUCUCCAACCCUUCGAAGUCCCUCCCUCUCUCUGCAGCCUCUUUGCUCAAACCCCACCUAAACCUCCCUACCACAUCCUCCAAAUUCUUCCAGAAAUACCCCUCAUUCUUCUCCAUAUUCCAGCCCUCCCCUGGUCUCCCGCCCCAUGUCAAGCUCACUCCACAGACCCUCUUGCUCCACAAAAAGGAGUCAACCAUUCAUACCUCCAUGUCUAACAAAUACAACGCCACUGAGCGACUUGCUAAGCUUUUGAUGCUCGCUGGAGUGACCAAAUUGCCCAUGCACCUGAUUAACAGGUUGAAAUGGGAUCUGGGUCUUCCUCAUGAUAUUGUGGGUACCCUUCUUGCUGAUUUUCCUGACUACUUUGAGGCUUGUGAAGUUGGGGAUGCGGUAACUGGUAAAGUAGAGAUUGCUUUGGGUCUUGUUUGUUGGAGAAAGGAGCUUGCUUUCUCUCAAUUGGAAAGAAGGCCAAUAAUGGUCUGUGCCCCGAAUGCAAACUUAUCGAAGCACAUUGGGUUUCCAAUGAAUUUUCCCAAGGGGUUUGAUUUGGAGAAUAGGGUGAAGGAAUGGGUUGAGGAAUGGCAGGCAUUGCCAUACAUUUCGCCAUAUGAAAAUGCAACCCAUCUUUCACCAAAUAGCGAUCAGGCAGAGAAGUGGAUGGUGGCAAUGCUUCAUGAGGUUCUUUGGCUUAUGAUUUCCAAGAAGACAGAGAGGGAAAAUUUGUUUGUUUUGGGAGAGUAUUUGGGGUUCGAAAGGUCGAGGUUAAAAAAGGCUGUGGUGCAUCACCCAGGAAUCUUCUAUGUUUCAAAUAAAAUUAGGACACAAACUGUGGUCCUAAGGGAGGCAUAUAGGAAGGACUUCUUGAUUGAGAAGCACCCAUUAAUGGGUAUGCGGUAUCGAUACAUUCACCUAAUGAAUAAGAUGCAAAGAAGGGAUGAAGCGACUCUUGUUUCGCCUUCUGGUGGUUGA
This is a messenger RNA of Prunus armeniaca (apricot), 1704 nucleotides long. Lineage: Eukaryota; Viridiplantae; Streptophyta; Magnoliopsida; Rosales; Rosaceae. The record is from the annotation of a GenBank genome assembly.